AUGCAGGCAGCACGAGUUGUCAUCCAGCAGUCGGGAGUUGCUGCAGUAAACGGAGUUUACCAGAGACGCCCAGUCGCCUCCAUCCCCUCCGCCUUCAAGAAAGUUUGCGACGAGAACAACUGGGACGUCUCAGCGACAUGGCGACGGCUGGCAGAUGAGAACAAGUCCUGGUUCGAGCAUGACAACGGGAGCUACAUCUACAGGAACAAGCAGGAUGAUCAAUGGUGGAUUGAUGGACCGGACGGCUAUGGCGUUUUCGUAGCACGGGAUGUGUCAGAUCUGCCGCCUAAAGGAGGAUGGAAGGCGCUGCAGAAGCAAGCGGCGAGUGCUUUACCUCUUAUUGAGUACCAGGAAUGA
This is a messenger RNA of Guillardia theta CCMP2712, 357 nucleotides long. RefSeq lists its product as hypothetical. The record is from RefSeq and is a predicted model, not a curated record. Bases 1 to 357 code for a protein of 118 amino acids. Lineage: Eukaryota; Cryptophyceae; Pyrenomonadales; Geminigeraceae. The transcript has a single exon.